AGUAGGUCAGUAUUAGGUGCCAAUGCUGGAUAAAAGGUCAGGGCCAAAGCAUAGAGCUGGCAAGCGGGCUGUGAUCAGAGCCAGGGAUGUCUGUUUGGCUUUCUUCCUGAUCUUUAGCUCCUCCUCCUUGUUGGCCAGGCAUAGUCCCUACCUUAAAUCAUAGAAAUACCGUCGUCCUGGGGGCUAGUUCACUAUUCAUUUGCAAGGGAGUUUAACAGACCACAGAGCAAGGUCCAGAUCCAAAGACCUUUGCAACCGUGUUGUGUCAAGUUCCUCCCCGGCUCUCUGGGACCCAGCGUUUGCAGUGUCACAUCUGAGCUUAAGCCUGCCACCAUGUUCUUUUGGGGUCUGGUGUUCGGAGCAUUGCUUGCCCUGGUGGCUGUCUAUCUGUUUUUCCCAGGAUUAUUCCGGCAACGGGGACCCCAAGAACCACCUCUGGAUAAGGGUUUCGUGCCGUGGCUGGGCCAUGCCCUGGCCUUCCGGAGGAAUAUGUUUGAGUUUUUGAAACGCAUGCAAGCCAAACACGGGGAUGUGUUUACCUUGCAACUGGGGGGUCAGUAUUUCACCUACAUCAUGGACCCUCUCUCUUUUGGCCAGAUCAUCAAGGAGUCACGGAAGAAGCUGGACUUCGUGGAGUAUGCCCAAGAACUGGUCUUGCAGGUAUUUGGGUACCAGUCCACAAAGGAAGACCACCGGAUGAUCCACUCAGCCAGUGUGAAGUAUCUGAUGGGAGAUGGUUUGGAGGAGCUCAACACCGCCUUGCUAGAGAGUCUGUCUCUGGUGAUGCUGGGGCCCAAAGGCCGGAGUCCCCAGGAUGGAGGCUGGCACGAGGAUGGACUCUUUCAUUUCUGCUACAACAUCAUCUUCAAAGCCGGCUACCUGAGUUUGUUUGGUUCCACGAAGGAUCAAGAACAGGACCUGCUGCAUGCCGAAGAGCUCUUCGUGCAAUUCCGUCGCUUCGAUGUGCUCUUCCCCAGGUUUGUCUAUUCCCUCCUGAGUCCCCGGGAAUGGCUGGAAGUCAAUCGACUCCAACAACACUUCCACCACAACCUCUCGGUGGCAGAGAACAGGGGCAAGGAAGGCGUGAGCGCCUGGUUAAGCCACAUGCUACAGCAUCUUGGAGAACAAGGGAGGGCAUCGGAGAUGCAGGAUCGGUUCAAUUUCAUGAUGCUCUGGGCCUCUCAGGGUAACACGGGCCCCACCUCUUUCUGGGCUCUGCUGUUCCUGCUGAAAAAUCCCACGGCCCUGCGAGCGGUCAGAAAGGAAGCCCUGGAGGUGCUAGGGGAGAGGCGAUUGGAGGAGCACCAGUUCUUCCCUUUCGAGAUCAGUGCUCUGAAGCACACGCCUGUGUUGGAUAGCGUGGUGGAGGAAACCCUGCGGCUGGGGGCCACGCCCACCCUCCUGAGGGUGGUUCAGGAGGACUACGUCCUCCACCUGGCCAGCGGGCACCAGUAUGUCAUCCGUCAGGGGGACAAACUCGCUCUGUUCCCUUACCUCUCGGUGCACAUGGACUCUGACAUCCACCCUGAGCCCACUUGCUUUAAGUACGAUCGCUUCCUCAACCCCGAUGGCAGCCGCAAAGUGGACUUCUAUAAGAAAGGGAAGAAAAUCCACCACUAUUCUAUGCCUUGGGGGUCGGGGACGUCCAUCUGCCCUGGCAGAUUCUUUGCCCUCAGUGAGGUCAAACUCUUCAUCUUGAUUAUGGUGAUCUAUUUUGACCUAGAACUGGUAGAUCCGGACAUAGCGAUACCCCCCCUGGACCCAGGUCGCUGGGGUUUUGGGACAUCCCAACCCACCCAUGAUGUGUCUUUCCGCUAUCGCCUGAAGCCUCUGCAGUGA
Messenger RNA from Perognathus longimembris pacificus (Pacific pocket mouse), 1839 nucleotides. RefSeq names its product 7-alpha-hydroxycholest-4-en-3-one 12-alpha-hydroxylase. The transcript has a single exon. The coding region runs from base 334 to 1839 and encodes 501 amino acids. The record is from RefSeq and is a predicted model, not a curated record. NCBI's taxonomy places the organism in Eukaryota, Metazoa, Chordata, Mammalia, Rodentia, Heteromyidae. Gene Ontology annotation, molecular function: iron ion binding; sterol 12-alpha-hydroxylase activity; heme binding.